Ambispora leptoticha is the source of this 807-nucleotide messenger RNA. Lineage: Eukaryota; Fungi; Glomeromycota; Glomeromycetes; Archaeosporales; Ambisporaceae. The record is from the annotation of a GenBank genome assembly.
AUGCCUUCAACAAAUCAAAAGCUUUUAUUUACGCUAAUCUUUUGUCUUUACUUGAAUUCUGCUGUUAGCCGGACUUUUACCAACAGUAAUAUCACUUGCGCAACAUACUUCGGUGUUAAUAGCUGCAGUACAUGUCAAAAAACAGCAUACGGACGUUUCGAUGAAAGCGUUUCAAAUUGUUUUAAGCCAUCAGCUUUCAAUAGUACAGUUGCAUAUCUUAAUUACACAGAUGCAUCCGUUUCUGCUUUAUUGAUGAGUACAUGUGCUUUAACUUGCAAUCAAACUGCAAUAAAUUCUUUGAACGAAAACAUUCAAAGAGAUUGUCAACAAGAAUUGGCGACAAAUAGUGAUAUUAAAACAUCGACUCUUUGGUUUGAGGUAUACUCAGCAAUCCCCACUAUGCAAUCUCUGUGCAGCCAGGCUUCUAAUGGAUCUUACUGUUACCUUACUGUUCGUUCCAACAUUGAAGACUAUUUAAUGAGUUAUUUAAAGAUUAAACAAGACAUUGAUUUACAAAUGUUUCCACCUAACGCAACAGUUACAUACGGUUCACAAACAGUAGUAUUGCCAAAAAGCAUUACUUGUAGUGACUGCUUCUUAGCAUUGGAAAAGCCUUGGAUCGGUUACUUCAAAAUGAAUCCAUCAUCAAUUCCUGCUAUUCAAAGCUUAUUGGAUAAAUUUAUUAAACCGUUUGAUGGAAAUUACACUCAAUGUUCACAAAAAUCAACAAAUGGUAGCAAUGAAGUGCUAAAAGUUUAUUGGAGUUUAAUUUCUGUAUUAAGUCUAAUCGUAUACUAUUUAAUGUAA